AGUUGUAGUCAUCCGUCCGCGCGCCCGUGUAUUCGUUGCUGCGGCGGGCCGCACCGCAGUGAGAUUUAUUAACUUUCAUUUAUUUUCCGCGAUGGGUGGAUUCACAUGUUGUGUUCCUGGAUGCUUCAACAACAGUUCGAAACGAAAGGGCCUCGGAUUUUACGUGUUCCCGAAAGAGACGAAGCUUCGGCAGCUUUGGCUGCAGCGUAUCAACAGAGCUGGACAGCGUGGCAAGUUCUCAAAGUUCGUGCCCACAACAGGCCACAGAGUUUGCGGCGAACACUUCGAAGGAGGGAAGAAAACGUAUAUGGUUCGGGUACCGACAGUCUUUCCACUUAAGCAAAAAAUUAUAAAGAAGCGUCGACAAAUUCAAGUGAAGCGCACUCUACCUGCCAACCGUGUUGAAGUGCAACAGCCACACAGCGAGGAAACAUCAAAUGAUGAAAACAGCACCGACUUGUGCAGUGCCACUGAGAACACUGCUUGUGAUACAUUCGAAGAACACUCAUAUACAUAUCAUGAGCACAAUGAAAAUGAUCUGCUAAAGAGGCAGCAAGAAUCCAUUCACCAUCUUGAGCAGGAACUAGAAAAAGCUAAAGCAGUAAUUACUGCAUUGAAGAAGGAGUUAGAGGAGAAAACAAAGGCUAAUGCAGAUUCAGCAAGGCUGUAUAACCGCCUUCAGCAAAAGAACAGAUGUUUGGUGCUUGAAAUAUCACGUUUGAGUGGUUGCCUCAGAAAGGCCUCCAAAACAAAAGAAGAACAGA
Rhipicephalus sanguineus (brown dog tick) is the source of this 764-nucleotide messenger RNA. RefSeq names its product THAP domain-containing protein 11-like. NCBI's taxonomy places the organism in Eukaryota, Metazoa, Arthropoda, Arachnida, Ixodida, Ixodidae. The transcript has 3 exons. The annotation marks the transcript as partial. The record is from RefSeq and is a predicted model, not a curated record. Gene Ontology annotation, molecular function: RNA polymerase II cis-regulatory region sequence-specific DNA binding. Gene Ontology annotation, cellular component: nucleoplasm. Gene Ontology annotation, biological process: regulation of transcription by RNA polymerase II.